AUGCCAGUCAAUAAAUUUGAGCAAAUUAGAAGGUUUAUUCACUUCAAUGAUAAUGCACAGGUGAAUGGAGGUGAUAAGUUGCAUAAACUAAGACCCAUUCUGGAUCAUUUACUUGAAAAAUUCAGAAGCAUCCCUUUUGAAGAAGAGCUCAGUGUUGAUGAACAAAUGUGUGCCACAAAGGCUCGUCAUCAUUUGAAAAUGUAUAUGCCUGAUAAGCCACAUAAAUAUGGCUACAAAAUUUUUGUAUUAUGUGGUGUAUCUGGUUUUGCCUACAAUUCAGAAAUUUACACCGGCAAUGAAAAUAAAACACGUCCUGAUGAUGAGCCAGACAUGGGAGCCAGUAGCAACGUUGUAGUUCGUUUAACUCGGCCUUUGGAAAGUAACCAGAACUUCAAACUCUACUUCGACAACUACUACACUUCAUUGGUACUGCUUGAUUUUUUAAAAAAAAGAGGGAUCUACUCUUUAGGAACUGUCAGACGAAAUAGAGUCACAAAUUGCAAAAUGCGAGAUGAGAAGGCCAUCAAAAAACUUGAGAGGGGAGCCAUCAUCGAAUACACAUGCGACUAUGAUGGGACAAAUAUUUCAAAUGUCCUCUGGAAAGAUAACAAAGCAGUUAUUCUCCUCUCUACUUUCUCUGGUACGAAUCCAACCACACAUGUAAGACGUUUUGAUAGGAAAGAGAAGAAGGAGGUGAUGGUAAAACGCCCCCAUAUUGUGACAACCUAUAAUAACGAUGGGGUGGUGUCGACUUAUUAG
Nilaparvata lugens (brown planthopper) is the source of this 759-nucleotide messenger RNA. Its product is annotated as piggyBac transposable element-derived protein 3-like. Lineage: Eukaryota; Metazoa; Arthropoda; Insecta; Hemiptera; Delphacidae. The transcript has a single exon. The record is from RefSeq and is a predicted model, not a curated record. Bases 1 to 759 code for a protein of 252 amino acids.